UUAUCCCAAUUCAAAACAAAAAUACACGCACACGCUCACAAGCUCGAAGUAGAAGAUAACCAUUUAUGGAGGAAGUGGUGAUUGUGGGUGCCGGCAUCGCGGGGCUGGCAACGGCAGUGGCCCUUAAGAAGGUCGGUGUUCGAGCCCUCAUCCUUGAGAGAUCGAAGGAGCUGCGAGCGACCGGCGCAGCUCUCGGUCUCUUCCCUAAUGCGUGGGUCGCGCUUGACAAGCUCGGGGUUUCGGACAAGCUCGCAGCCCUUUAUGCUCCUUUCGAAAGGGGAUACAUAACUGAUGUCAAGACUAAAUCGAUUCAAGAAGUGCAUUAUCCUCGAAGUAACCGGAAUGGAGCCCAACCAAGAGCGGUUCACCGAAAAGUCUUGUUGGAAGUUCUGGCAGAGGAGCUUCCUCCAAAUAGCAUUCGAUUCUCUUCCAAGAUAACUUCCAUCGAAACGCAAGUAGAACAAGGCUCGCCCAUUUGUAUUGUCACGCUUGAUGAUGGGUCCAUCAUAAAGUCUAAGGUUGUUAUAGGAUGCGACGGCGUGCACUCUAUUGUGGCCCGUUGGCUAGGACUUCGCCCGCCGGUCUAUUCAGGCCGGUCAGCAGUGCGUGGGUUGUCCGUGUUCCCGAAGGGUCACGGUUAUGACCAAAGCCACGGGAUUCAUCAAUUUGUAGAUGUGGGCAAGAGGGCGGGUUUUAUUACUCUCAAUGAUAAGGAAGUGUACUGGUUCUUCGGGGCAACGUGUCCUCCUAAAGGUUUGGAAAAAGGAGCAGAUCCAGAAAUGAUCCAAAGGGAGGUGAUCGAAAAUUUGGCAAAGGACUUCCCGUCCGUGUUCCUUGAUGUCGUCAAGCACUCCGAUCUUUCGAGUUUGACAUGGGCCCCGCUGAUGUUCCGAUACCCUUGGAACAUCCUGUUCGGAAAGCUAGCCCGAUCAAAUGUCACGGUGGCUGGAGACGCUAUGCACCCAAUGACUCCCGACUUGGGCCAGGGUGGAUGUUCGGCACUUGAGGACGCGGUGGUAUUGGGUAGGCACCUCGGGGACUCUAUCUCCAAGCACGGCAAACUCGUGACCCAAGAUAUUGGAUUUGCUAUGGAGAGGUAUGCAAAGGAGAGGAGAUUGAGGGCGGCGACACUGAUAACAGCAUCGUACUUGUCGGGAUGGGUGCAACAAGAUGGGUCUAGUCGAUUAAUGAAGUUCCUAAGAGAUGUUGUAUUCUAUAAGCUCCUCUUGGCUAGAGUAGUAAAUAGUAUAACCGAAUAUGAUUGUGGCAAGCUACCUAGUGUCUCCUCUUUGCCUUCACGUGAAUCCGAAAGCUCCAUCUAAUUACGGAGUUGCAAAUGGGUUUUGGUCUUCUUUUUUGUAUAAUAGGUGGUGAUGAAGUUUAUUGCAAUUCAUAACAGAUCAGUUCAUGGUA
Molecule: messenger RNA, 1413 nt
Organism: Syzygium oleosum
Lineage: Eukaryota; Viridiplantae; Streptophyta; Magnoliopsida; Myrtales; Myrtaceae
Product: monooxygenase 2-like
Exons: 5
Coding region: 66-1322 (418 amino acids)
Molecular function (GO): FAD binding
Source: RefSeq, a predicted model, not a curated record